This is a messenger RNA of Cucurbita maxima (winter squash), 2054 nucleotides long. Its product is annotated as UDP-glycosyltransferase 73C3-like. Lineage: Eukaryota; Viridiplantae; Streptophyta; Magnoliopsida; Cucurbitales; Cucurbitaceae. Gene Ontology annotation, molecular function: UDP-glycosyltransferase activity. The transcript has 2 exons. Bases 254 to 1774 code for a protein of 506 amino acids. The record is from RefSeq and is a predicted model, not a curated record.
CGAAGUCUGUGAGCCUCAACAAUUCUUACGGUUUAAGACAUAUAUUCUAUAUGAAGCGAUAAAAUGACGUGUUUCAGUGUUCCACCACCCACUACAAACAAUACAAUAACACAAUUGUCAACAAAACUGUCUAAAUGUUUCUCUCAUUUGUUCUUCCUGUUUAGUCAAAACAUCAUGUGGUCUCUAGCAGCAGCAAACAGAUAUAAGAUAGAAACAAACAAAGGAAGCUGCAAUCUUGAGCUCACAGGCUUUCAUGGCUUCCAAAUCCAAGCAACCACCGCACUUCCUUCUCAUCCCACUCAUGGCUCAAGGCCAUCUAAUCCCCAUGGCCGAUUUGGCCAAGCUUCUAGCUGAAAAUGGAGCCAGGGUCACCCUCAUCACCACCCCCCAAAACACAUCGCGAGUCAACUCCCUACUCUCCCACCCAAACCGAUCACAAAUCCAAGUCCUUCACCUCCAAUUCCCACCUCACCAACAAUCCGGCGUUCCACAAGGCUGCGAGAAUUGUGACUCCUUGCCUUCACUUAGUUUACUCCCCAAAUUCUUGUCGGCAACAUCUCUUCUCUGUCGGGCCACAGAGGAUUUGUUCCAGCAGCUGUCUCCCAGACCGAGCUGUAUCGUGUCGGACACGACGUUGCCUUGGACAAUUAAGGUUGCCCACAAGUUUAAUGUUCCUAGGCUUGUUUUCUACAGCUUUUCUUCGUUGUAUCUGUUGAGUAUGGCGAAUCUACGAGCCGCAGGUGUGAUCGACAAAAUCAUGUCUGCUUCUGAGUCCGAGGUGAUUGUUAUGCCCAAUUUGCCUGAUAAAGUGGAGGUCACUAAGCCGCAACUUAUCUUCACUUUGGAUGCUGAGUUCAUGGAGUUGACCAAUGAAAUGAAUAAAGCUGACCAGGCUUCCCAUGGUAUCAUUCUCAACUCUUUUGAUGCUCUGGAACCAAAUUACCUCGAGGAGUUAAAGAAGGCCACAGGAUCAGAAAAACUUUGGUGUGUUGGGCCCGUUUCAUUAUGCAACAGAGACACAGCCGACAAGGUUGUACGAGGAGGCAAGGCCGCCAUCGACGAACAUGAAUGUCUCAAAUGGCUCGACAGACAACAGCCCGGCUCAGUCGUCUACGCUGCACUCGGCAGUUUAUGCAACGUAGUAGCAGCGCAAAUCAUAGAACUUGGGCUGGCUCUAGAGGCAUUGAACAGGCCAUUCAUUUGGGUAAUAAGACAAACCGAAGCCACCAAAAACCAACUAGAAAAGUGGCUGUCAGAAUCCGGGUUUGAAGAGAGAACCAAAGUAAGAGGGCUGGUGGUCCGUGGCUGGGCUCCGCAAGUGCUGAUAUUAUCACAUCCAGCAGCCGGAGCCUUUGUCACACACUGCGGCUGGAACUCGACCAUCGAAGGGAUCACGACGGGAGUGCCAAUGGUGGCGUGGCCGCUGUUCGCCGACCAGAUAUUCAACCAAAGGUUGAUCGUUCAGCUGCUGAAGGUUGGGGUCAGCGUGGGGGUGGAGAGGAGUGUUGUGUGGGGAGGUGAGGAGGAGGUCGGGGUUCAAGUGAAGAUGGAAAGCAUUAGAGAUGCAAUUGAGAAGGUGAUGGAUGGAGAUGGAAAUAAGGAGAUGAGAAGAAGAUUGAGGGAUUUAGCUGAAAGAGCGAAGGCGGCCAUGGAAGAAGGAGGCUCUUCUAAUCUCAAUUUGAAGCUGUUGAUUGAAGAUAUUACGCAGAUAAAGGCUCAAGGCCCUCGAAAAUACCCAAUAAUCAAACUACUUGUAAGCUCUUGUCAUACUUAAUCCUUACCAUGAUUUCUUGAGCUAUAUGCUCCUAUCCUAACUUUGGCGUUAGUCAAUGCCAUGACUUAUUGUUUACGCUAGCCUUAUUCAACUUAUGCAUCCCUAAACUUUAUACACUCCUAUUUUAAGGUAGAUAACCAAAUCCCUUGAGCCAUAAUGUAUGGAGGUUGUACUUAGCUUUUUGUUUACAUUUUUCAAAAUCUAUCCUUAAUCCGAUGUUAUUGGCACGUGAGUCAACUUGUCCUAUAAUAGGUCCACAGGUAAGUCUCGUGUAUUUGAA